UUUCCCAGCGGCGGCGGCGGCUAACGAAGAAAAGAAACUUGGUAAUGCUGCUUAUCUUCAAUCAAACAAUCUCCUUCUGAUAAAAGAUGUCAUUAGAAAACACAAAAGUCGAAGCGAAGAGAGUGUUCAUAGGAGCAGGAUGCAACAGAGUCGUCAAUAACGUCUCUUGGGGAGCUUCUGGUCUUGUCUCCUUUGGUGCCCAAAACGCCGUUGCUGUUUUCUGCCCUAAGACUGCCCAGAUUCUUACUACUCUUCCGGGGCACAAAGCUUCUGUGAAUUGCACUCAUUGGUUACCCACUUCCAAGUUUGCUUUCAAAGCCAAGAAUUUGGACCGGCAUUAUCUGCUCUCAGGUGAUUCAGAUGGUAUCAUCAUCCUCUGGGAACUAUCUGCUCUUCAUAACAAUCAACAGUGGAGACAUGUGCUACAACUACCACUGUCUCACAAGAAAGGUGUUACUUGCAUCACCGCUUAUAUGGUUUCUGAAACCGAUGCAAUGUUUGCUUCUGCUUCUUCUGAUGGAGUUGUUAAUGUCUGGGAUGUUUCUUUUCCGUCUCAGUCCAGUGAGGAAUGUAAAGUGGUGUGUCUGGACUCUAUCUGUGUUGACACUAAAGCAAUUGUAACGCUUUCAUUAGCGGAAUUGCCUCAAAAUCCUGGUCGAUUUGCCCUUGCGUUGGGCGGAUUGGACAAUAAAAUCAAACUUUACUGUGGAGAAAGAACAGGAAAGUUUACUUCUGUUUGUGAGCUUAAAGGCCACACGGACUGGAUUCGAAGUUUGGACUUCUCAUUACCAUUACACUCAACAGAAGAAACAGCCAAUAGUAUUAUGCUUGUGAGUUCUUCACAGGACAAAGUUAUUCGGAUCUGGAAACUUGUGUUAGUCGGUGAUGUUGGCUCGUGGCGAAGAGAAAUCACUCUAGCUUCCUACAUUGAAGGCCCAGUUUUUGUCUCAGGGACAUUUACAUAUCAGAUUUCAGUUGAAUCUGUUCUGAUUGGACAUGAAGAUUGGGUCUAUUCUGUGGAAUGGCAACCUCCAGUCAUUGAUUCCAUUGAUGGGCUGUUAGUUAACCACCAACCGCUGAGCAUUUUAUCAGCUUCAAUGGACAAAACAAUGAUGAUUUGGCGACCUGAGAAGAAAACGGGUGUGUGGGUGAACGUUGUAUGUGUUGGAGAGCUAAGUCACUGUGCUCUUGGUUUCUACGGUGGCCAUUGGAGCCACAAUGGUCAGUCGAUUCUGGCUCAUGGAUACGGCGGAUCUUUUCAUCUCUGGAGAAAUGUCAGUAGCAGCGAAGAGUCUGAGAAUUGGCAGAUGCAGAAAGUUCCUUCGGGUCACUUUGCUGCCGUGACUGAUGUCACAUGGGCUAGAACCGGCGAGUAUUUGUUAUCCGUGAGCCACGAUCAGACCACUCGUGUGUUCUCAUCAUGGAAGAAUGAUGAGGGGAAUGAAGCAGAGGAUGAGCAUUGGCAUGAACUGGCUCGUCCUCAGGUUCACGGGCAUGACAUUAACUGUGUGGCUAUGGUUCAAGGUAAAGGCAACCACCGUUUUGUUAGUGGAGCAGAGGAGAAAGUUGUCAGAGUGUUUGAGGCUCCUCUGUCGUUCUUGAAGACUCUGAACCACACUUGUGCGGGAGGAGAAGGAAGCUUCCCUGAGGAUUUACAAGCAGAUGUGCAGGUUCUUGGAGCGAAUAUGUCUGCUCUUGGUUUAUCACAGAAACCUAUCUACUUGCACUCUUCGAGUGAACCGCUGGUGAGAAAUGGCGGAGGAGAAGGUUUGGAUACAUUUGAGACAGUUCCAGAGGCGGCUCCAGCGGAGUUGAAGGAGCCUCCGAUCGAAGAUCAGCUUGCGUUUCAUACUUUAUGGCCGGAGUCUCAUAAACUCUAUGGUCAUGGUAAUGAACUAUUUUCUCUCUGCUGUGACCACAAGGGAAAACUUGUUGCUUCAUCGUGUAAGGCUCAAUCUGCAUCCAUGGCGGAGAUAUGGCUAUGGGAGGUUGGGACAUGGAAAGCUGUUGGUCGUCUGCAAUCUCACAGCUUGACAGUGACACACUUGGAGUUCUCUUAUGAUGACACUCUACUCUUGUCUGUCUCAAGAGAUCGUCACUUCUCCGUUUUCUCGAUCCAAAGGACAGACAAUGGCGAUGUUAGUCACAAACUCAUGGCAAAGGUUGAAGCACACAAGAGGAUCAUAUGGGCAUGUUCAUGGAACCCGUUUGGCCACCAAUUUGCAACUUCAUCACGUGACAAGACUGUGAAGAUCUGGUCCAUUGAGAAUGACGCUCGCAUCAAACAGAUUCUUGCCUUGCCUCAGUUUGGGAGCAGUGUCACAGCUGUGGCUUGGACGGGACUAGACCACAAGGAGAAGAGCGGGUGCGUGGCGGUUGGGAUGGAAAGCGGACUGAUAGAGCUGUGGAACAUAAAGAUUAUAGAAAAAGAGGAAGGUACGACUGCAACAGCAGCUCUUGCUCUGCGGCUCGAACCAUUCAUGUGUCAUGUCUCGGCCGUGAACCGGUUAGCUUGGAGACCAACUGAGAAGUGCGAGUCUAAUCAGCGCUUGCUAACAUUAACUUCUUGUGGGGAUGAUAAUUGUGUGAGAGUUUUUAACUUCAAAUUUUGAGUUUACAACACAAAACACAUUGUUGUGUUUUAAGAUUAUGGACCAAAACUCUCUUUCAUAUAUGACCAUUGUAAUAUUUAUGCAAAUUUUGGUUAGCUAAGUUGAAACAUGUUAUCAAA
This is a messenger RNA of Arabidopsis lyrata subsp. lyrata, 2731 nucleotides long. RefSeq names its product elongator complex protein 2. Gene Ontology annotation, biological process: tRNA wobble uridine modification. Gene Ontology annotation, molecular function: protein binding. The record is from RefSeq and is a predicted model, not a curated record. The coding region runs from base 87 to 2612 and encodes 841 amino acids. Gene Ontology annotation, cellular component: elongator holoenzyme complex. The transcript has 10 exons. NCBI's taxonomy places the organism in Eukaryota, Viridiplantae, Streptophyta, Magnoliopsida, Brassicales, Brassicaceae.